Ostertagia ostertagi is the source of this 1146-nucleotide messenger RNA. The record is from the annotation of a GenBank genome assembly. NCBI's taxonomy places the organism in Eukaryota, Metazoa, Nematoda, Chromadorea, Rhabditida, Trichostrongylidae.
AUGAAUGUACAACAAAUGGUUUCCUAUUGUUCCACGGGUAUAAUCAUUUUUGGAGCAGUAAUGAAUAUCAUCUUUAUCUAUGUGAUAAGGAACGGAACAAGGACCUGUGUUGGUCGAGUCUAUAAAAAUAUCAUGACAUGUUUUGCAGUGUGCAAUAUCGGCUUUAUAAUAAUGGAAUUCAUUGCCAAGCCUGGUAUCCACAUAUACGGCACAUCUAUAGCGGUAGUCAGCAAUGGUAUCUUUCAACGAGUGAAACCAUGGGGUUUUCUUUCGCUCUGUGUAUUUCUAGGAAUGUAUGGUGUCACAACCGCCCUUCUAGCGUUUCAUUUUGUCUACAGAUAUAUCGUCGUUUGCAAGCCACAUUUGCUUCGUAUAUUUCAUGAACCAGUCUGCAUCGUUACCGUGACUGUAUGUGUUCUUUCUUGGGGUUCUGCAUAUGGCAUCAUAACGUUCUAUUGCUUUGCCUCCAGCGACAACUACUACAAUUAUGCAAAUGCGUCUAUUUAUGCAAAAUUCGGAGUGGAUGCCAACAGACUGUCCUACUUCUGCGUCUUUACCCAUGAAGUAAAAGAAGAUGUUACAAUAAUUAAUUGGCCCUCAACAAUAGGCCUGUUCAUAGUUUUUAUUAUGAUGGUAUUCACGUUUGCCCUGAUGAUAUUCUGCGGCUUUCAAAUGUACCGGACACUAAAGAAAUCUUCCAUGAGUCGGAAGUCAAUGAAGUUGCAGACUCAAUUGUUGAAAGCGUUAGUUGUACAGGUAGGGCUCUUCAUGAUGAUUUGUUUAUUCUUCGUCUUUGAGGAAAUGUAUUCAGGCAGUCAUUCCUUUUUUCACUUCAUAUUUAUCACGAAUCGUGAUGUACACAAGCGUCAUUAUGGGGCUUCGUCCAUCUCCGUAAGUGAAACUAGAAUAUACUCGUUCACACCGCUGUUUCUGACAAUCUACACUGUGAUGGAUCCCAUUGCAAUAAUGCUCUUCGUAUGUGACUAUCGCCAAGUAGUCGGCAAUCUCAGAAAACACGUACACCUCAUUACUAAAGUCGCAGCAAAACUGUUCGGCAAAUCUGUGGUGGCUGAAGGCCUAUCGCCUUCAACAACACCAAUAAGCAAGGACUAUCGAACAGGAUGGGCGGCAACCACAGCGUUCUAU